ACAAUAAAAGGAGGCGCGCUCCACUAUCUGCAGCUACUACCAUUCACUUGAAAGCGGUGAAAGUAAUGCACAGAGGUGACAACAGCAGGACCGUAGAUUAUAGAAUACGAUAAUUUAAUAAGGAUAGUGAUUUAUUUUGUAAAGCUUUAUUAUUAAUACAUUUUGUUGAUAAGGCAUCAUCAUGUAUCCGGACUCGAGCCCAGACUACGAUGACUCCUCGAGCUCGUCUAUCAGCAGCAGCAGCAGCAGCAGCACGAGCAGCACCUGCGCAGCAUCGCCUACCAGAGAUAUCCCCCGGUGUAGCCAGCGAUCUCUAGAUUCACACACGAACGUAUCGUCAAUGGACAGCAACAUGUCGCAGGAUGUCUGUGGAGAAACAGACUCUCCAUGGCAGUCUCCCUUUGUUCCAACGGUGACUGCAAUCUCAACCUCCCUGGAUCUGCACUGGAUGUUCCAACAGACCACCGUCAUCACAUCAGCAUCAGUCUCCUCCUCCUCCUCCUCCUCCUCCUGCUCCUCCUCCUCCUCCUCCUCCUCCUCCUCCUCCUCCUCCUCCUCUUCCUCCUCUUCCUCCUCCAGUGGACGUGCAAAGCUUAGCAGAGCGCAUGGCGCAACCCAGUUGUCUUCCAGAGUGGAAGGCAGCAAGAAAGGGAAAAAACAGCCUUCGUCAGAAGAGGACGAGAGGAGAAAUAUCAGGAGAGAGAGGAAUAAAGUCGCUGCAGCCAAGUGUCGCAACAGACGGAGGGAGCUCACUGACACCCUGCAAGCCGAAACUGAUCAGCUUGAGGGGGACAAAGAGGCCUUGCAGACAGAGAUCACCCAUCUCCUGAAAGAGAAAGAGAGGCUGGAACAGAUCCUAUCCACCCACCAACCAGCCUGCAAACUAGCCGUCGCUGAGGACGAUGUCGAAAAUGAGAUCGACGAUGACAUUGAAGGUAUUCUACAAGACGCCCCAGAUUCUGCCCAGCUGCUCUCCAUCUUGGAGAAUGCAGACAAACUCCAACUCCCAGAAGGCAAUGCAACAGUAGCGACUGUGUCCAAGGGCCCCUUGUUCCAAGAAAUGGACACCGUCCCCGUCCCAAGCAUCUCCAUCUCUGCCUCGGCCAUCUUGGGUAACUCCAACCUCCUACUGUGCUCCAGUGCUGAGGAAGAACCCAUGGAUGAUCUAGACUUCGACCAGGGUGACCUACAGGACCUGGUCCCCAGCCUGGAACUCAACAUGGCUGUGGCCCCUGAGACCGCCCCGUCCGUUCCCGACAUCGACCUCCUCGGGGGCCCCUUCUGCCUCUCAGACUGGGAGACCCUGUACAAGUCUGUGGCCAAUGAUCUGGAGCCCCUCUGCACCGCCACGAUGAUGUCUUCCAGUGACAGUCCUACAUGUAGCAGUUAUUACCGCUCUGUGUUUUCGUUCAAUUACUCCGAGAUAGAUCAUGUGGCUGAGGAGAAGGGCUGUUGUGAGAUCUCCGAGGGUCUCAAAGGAGUUGUUGGCGGUAGAUCUGAUUUGAUUAACGGUAAUCUCAAUUCUCCCACUCUGUUGGCCUUGUGAAUCUGUUAUGAACUGGUUGAAGAAAUAGGGCCAGUUCCCCACACACAGAUUAAACCAUAGUCUUAUUAAAAAGUAAUAAUAGCAUGUUCAAUAAUGAUUCUCCAUUGAAAGUGCUUUCCUAGUCCAGGACUAGGACUAAAUCUGUGUCCGGUAAACGGGUCCAUGAGGUUGAUAUUGAAUCAAUAAGCUAUGGUCUAUUUAUCUAUCUAUCUAUCCCCUGAUGUUUUGUUAACCUUUAACACCAAAUUAAAUGGUUACUGUGACUGUAACAGUGUUAACUUCUUCCAGAUAUAUUGGUGCACCUGUGAGGGCUGUUCACUCUCUUGAGUAGUGAUGGUGGAAAAAGUACCCAAUUGUCAUACUUAAGUAAAAGUAAAAAUACCUUCAUAGAACAUGAGUCAAGUAAAAGUGAAAGUCACCCAGUAAAAUACUACUUGAGUAAAAAUCUAAAAGUAUUAGGUUUUAAAUAUACUUAAGUAUCAAAAGUAAAUGUAAUUUCUAAAAAAAAUGUACUUAAGUAUCAAAAGUAAAAGUAGAAAUAAUUACUUAUAUUAAGCAAACCAGACGGGACCAUUUUCUUGUUGUUUUUUUAUUUAUUUACGGAUAGCCAGGGGCACACUCCAACACUCAGGCAUCAUUUACAAACCAAGCAUUUGUGUUUAGUGAGUCCGCCAGAUCAGAGGCAGUUGAGCUGGCCAGGGAUGUUCUCUUCAUAAGUGUGUGAAUUCCACAAUUUUCCUGUCCUGCUAAGCAUUAAAUAUGUAACUAGUACUUUUGGGUGUCAGGGGAAAUGUAUGGAGUAAACUCACUUUUUUGGGGGGGGGGAAUGUAGUGAAGUAAAAGUAGUCAAAAAGAUAAAUAGUAAAGUACAGAUACCUCCAAAAAAGUACUUAAGAAGUACUUUAAAGUAUUUUUACUUAAGUACUUUACACCACUGCUCUUGAGAGAGAUACAUGUGUAUAUUGUUGGCGUUGUAUCAAAAUUAAAUGCAUGAAAAAUCAUACCAUUUGAUUCAAAAUGGUGCUACAUUUUUGUGUUUCAUCCUUAAAUAUAAAUGUGAAACUAGACUGUGGUUUGUGUGGAUGCCGUUAUCAGAUUGUGUCUGAACAGGUGAAAUUACAGUUUAAAUAAUGUGGACAUUAUUUUACUGUAAGGUGAGAUUUCUUUCAGGUUUUCGCUGAAAACACAGUGACAUGUAUUUUAUUAAGAUGUAUUUUAUGACAUAGCUUAUUUUUUUUACAUUCAAAGUUUUGACUAACUGUUGGUCAAAUGCAACAACAAAAAAGUAGAACACAGACAAAUAAAAAUAUACCAUUGACAAA
Messenger RNA from Salvelinus fontinalis (brook trout), 2868 nucleotides. RefSeq names its product protein c-Fos-like. Lineage: Eukaryota; Metazoa; Chordata; Actinopteri; Salmoniformes; Salmonidae. The record is from RefSeq and is a predicted model, not a curated record. The transcript has 4 exons. Gene Ontology annotation, cellular component: nucleus. The coding region runs from base 182 to 1546 and encodes 454 amino acids. Gene Ontology annotation, molecular function: DNA-binding transcription factor activity, RNA polymerase II-specific; RNA polymerase II cis-regulatory region sequence-specific DNA binding. Gene Ontology annotation, biological process: regulation of transcription by RNA polymerase II.